This is a messenger RNA of Hypomesus transpacificus, 1098 nucleotides long. It is a transcript of the gene pthlhb, whose product is annotated as parathyroid hormone-like hormone b. The record is from RefSeq and is a predicted model, not a curated record. Gene Ontology annotation, cellular component: extracellular region. Gene Ontology annotation, molecular function: hormone activity; peptide hormone receptor binding. The transcript has 3 exons. Bases 352 to 849 code for a protein of 165 amino acids. Gene Ontology annotation, biological process: bone mineralization; osteoblast development; regulation of chondrocyte differentiation. NCBI's taxonomy places the organism in Eukaryota, Metazoa, Chordata, Actinopteri, Osmeriformes, Osmeridae.
GUGACUAGGCGGCACAGCAUGCAACACACGCUUCACCUCCCCUGCUACAGGAACGGCAACACCAACAUGAUGUUGUACCGUGCUUCAUAACCUUGCAAAAGGAGCUACUGGCUUAACAGUAGCUGAUGGGCUGCAGCUUGCUUCUCCAUUUGAAUGGAAUAAAAAGCUAAACACAGUGUUGGAAGGUAACUCAGUGAGCCUGACACAGGGGAGUUCUCUAGGUUAGCAUCAGACGGAUUAAUUCAAACUGAUUUUCUUUGUUAGCUAGCACCAAAAAAGACAAAAGUCUAUUUUGUGAACUUGUGGACUAACACAUUUUGUGGAUAACUUAUUUUGGAGAUCUGUUGCAUAAUGUUGUGUUCCACAGGCAUGUUUCACCAGUGGAGUCUUGCUGUUUUCUUGCUGUGCUCCACAGUUCCUCUCUACGGGAGGCCAAUUGAUGAACUUGGUAACAGAAUACAGAGGUCCGUCAGCCAUGUCCAGUUAAUGCAUGAUAAGGGCGACUCACUUCAAGAGUUCAAGCGUCGCCUUUGGCUCCAGAAGCUAUUGGACGAGGUGCACACAGCUGAUGAGCAAGCCCCGACCCUACAUAACAGACCCAACAUUCACACCUUUAUCGGGAGUGUUCUCCACCAGAAGUCCACCGGAGGCACCAAAAACCCGUCUGUGUUCCAUCUGGACCGGGAGGGGGGAAACCUACCCCAGGAGACCAACAAGUCCAUGGCCUAUAAGGACCAGCCACUAAAGGUGGCCGCCAAAAGAAAGAAGAAGGUAAGAGCAGGCCGGCGGAGGGAGAGUGAGAAGAGAAGAAGAAGAACACGUUCGGCCAGAACACGAGACCGUGGAUAGUCUUACGUGACCAUCGGGUUGUUCUGCGUAAGGACACUGACUAAGUCCAGCGUGACUGACUCCUCAUUCCUUAAGACAAUAUGGCAUUUGGCCUUUUUUUAUUUUUGCUAUCAUUACUUUCUUCAUAUUUAGUGCUUAGAUUCAGUGUAAUUUGAUGUAUAUGAGAUUUACAGGCUAAGAUAUUUUUGUACUCCUAUAACAACAUUUAUAACAGUAAGUGACUCUUAUAAUAGUGGGAUUUUGUUUCAG